Messenger RNA from Mangifera indica (mango), 2281 nucleotides. Its product is annotated as phosphoinositide phospholipase C 4-like. The coding region runs from base 98 to 1873 and encodes 591 amino acids. The record is from RefSeq and is a predicted model, not a curated record. Gene Ontology annotation, molecular function: phosphatidylinositol-4,5-bisphosphate phospholipase C activity. The transcript has 9 exons. Gene Ontology annotation, biological process: lipid metabolic process; phosphatidylinositol-mediated signaling. NCBI's taxonomy places the organism in Eukaryota, Viridiplantae, Streptophyta, Magnoliopsida, Sapindales, Anacardiaceae.
AGGUCCCAAACCUUACACAUUAGUCUUCCAACCCCAGGCUUUUGUUUCUUCUGUAUCAAGGAAACGUGAUAUUGAAAGAUUUUUUGACGACUGAGAGAUGGGCAGUUGCAGGUUGCAUUCGUGUUUUGCUAGGAAAAGUAGGGUGACGGAGGCCGGGCCAGUGACGGAGGUGAAGGAGAUGUUCAACAAAUACACGGAAGGUGGGACCCACAUGACGGUGGAGCAGCUGCGGCGGUUCUUGGCAGAAGUUCAGGGUCAUGUUGGCACGUCAAUGGCGGAGGCACAGCAAAUAGUGGAGCAGAUUUUGCAGAGACGGUACCACCUUUCGAAAUUCGCCAGGCGCAGUCUAACUCUUGAUGAUUUUCAACAUUACUUGUUCUCCACAGAUUACAACUCUUUUAUUCUGAAUCAGGUUUGCCAAGACAUGAGAGCUCCAUUGUCUCACUAUUUCAUAUUCACUGGCCAUAAUUCAUAUUUGACUGGAAACCAAUUGAGUAGCGAUUGCAGCGAUGUCCCAAUUAUUAAGGCACUGAAGAGAGGAGUAAGAGCUAUUGAGCUUGAUUUAUGGCCAAAUUCUGCUAAAGAUAAUGUGCAUGUUCUUCAUGGAAGGACUUUGACAGCUCCCAUAGAACUAAUCAAAUGCUUGAGAUCGAUUAAAGAGCAUGCCUUUUCUGCAUCACCCUUCCCUGUAAUUAUUACUCUUGAAGACCAUUUGACACCUGAUCUUCAAGCUAAAGUGGCUCAGAUGAUCACUGAAACAUUUGGUGAAAUGCUAUUUUACCCUGAAACCAAAUGUUUAAAAGAGUUUCCUUCACCGGAAGAACUGAAAUAUCGCAUUAUCAUAUCAACAAAACCUCCAAAAGAGUACCUUGAAACUAGAAGUACCACUAGCAAAAGAUACAACCCAGUGAACGAAAAUAAUUCUAAUGAAGAUACAUGGGGGAAGGACUCAUCAGACAUUUCAGUUGAUCAAGCAGAUGAUGAAAAGAGUAGUGAUUAUGAUACAAGUGAACAAAAUCAGUAUGAUGAAGAUGAUGAAGAAUCACGCCCAUUAUAUGGAACACUAGCAUACAAGCGUUUAAUCGGCAUUCAUUCAGGAAAACCAAAGGGUCGUCAGUUGAAGGACGAACUAAGACUUGAAGUUGGAAAAGUUAGACGUCUUAGUUUGAGUGAAAAAAAAUUCAGAAAGGCCACUACAUCUUUUGGAACAGAUAUUGUCAGAUUCACCCAGAAAAAUGUAUUGAGGAUAUACCCCAAACAAACUCGAGUUAACUCCUCUAAUUACAAGCCACUAAUUGCAUGGAUGCAUGGAGCUCAAAUGGUUGCAUUUAACAUGCAGGGAUAUGGUAAAUCUCUUUGGCUGAUGCAUGGGAUGUUCAGAGCCAAUGCGGGGUGUGGGUAUGUGAAAAAGCCUGAUUUCUUGAUGAAAUAUGGUACAAAUGGCAAAGUUUUUGAUCCCAAAGAAAAAUUGCCAGUGAAGAAAAUCUUGAAGGUAAAAGUGUAUAUGGGAGAUGGAUGGCAUUUGGAUUUUAAACCAACGCAGUGUACUGUUUGGUCUCCACCUCACUUCUACACCAGGGUUGGCAUAGCUGGUGUACCAGCGGAUAAGACAAUGAAGAAGACAAAGAAAAAACUGAACAGUUGGAGCCCAGUUUGGGAAGAGGAAUUUACAUUCGCAUUGACAGUUCCAGAACUGGCAUUGCUUAGAGUUGAAGUUUAUGAAUACAACAUGUCUGAGAAAGAUGAUUUUGCAGGCCAAACUUGCUUGCCUGUGUUUCAAUUGAGGCCAGGCAUUCGUGCAGUCCCCCUUUUCAACCGCAAGGGAGAGAGUUUCAGCUCAGUAAAACUUCUCAUGCGCUUCGAGUUUGUCUAGUUAUACACACUAAUUCUCCGAUGUUAGUGUAAUUAUUUUUUGUGCUGAGCUUUUGCCGUUUUGGGUGUUAGUUGUUGUAUAUUUUGUAAGAGAAGAGGAGUUAGAUCUACAUAAUUCAGAGAGAAGGAAAAAUGAAAAUGCGCUAAACAAAAUGAUAAAUGUGAAUCUAUGCAUUGUUUUUGAAGACAAAAGAAAUGCGAUGGUUGUCACUAGGGAAAGAGAUGGUUCCAUGAUUGAUUUGAGAAUAUAAAGAGUAGAGAAUACAUAUGGACUUGGCUAGGAGCCAGAUUCUUCUAAAGAAGAAUGCAAGUGAUUUGUGUAAUGGAUAAUAAAUGUGAAACCUCGAUGAGACUAACCCAUUGAAUUGGUUUAAUCGAUAUUUGAAGCCCAAACUUCACAAUUUUUUAA